AUGAGUGCACGCUCGAAUGAAGGACAUGGGGCUUCCAUGGAAAACGGGAAGCUUGAUACGCCCGAAGAUGGCGGUGCCGAUACUACUUGCAACCGAAAAAGUCACCUGGAACCGGGAGGGGAACGGAAGCAUGGUCGAGUUACUGCUGGCAAUACUCGAGAAGCUACGAAGAAUAAACAGAAAAGCGGUAUUCGUUGGGCUCCCUUAAAUGUUGGUCUUGAACGGCGCCUACAGACAUUUGUGGUCCUAUGCCAUACCCUAACAAUCGCCAUAUUCUUGACGAUCUUCUUUUUCACUUGUGCUAUCCCCUUGUCUUGGCCGUUUCUGGUGCCGUACCUAGUCUAUAUAUCUCUUUUCUCUACGGCUCCCACAUCGGGGAACUUGAGCGGCAGGUGCAAUUUCCUGCGCUCACUCCCAAUCUGGUCAAUCUAUGCAUCGUAUUUCCCUGCGCGCUUGCAUCGCUCAGAACCUCUCCUGCCAACUCGAAAGUACAUUUUCGGAUAUCACCCACAUGGAAUCAUCUCGCAUGGCGCAUUCGCGGCUUUCUCGACGGAGGCUCUUGGGUUUUCCAGGUUGUUUCCAGGAAUAACAAAUACGCUGCUCACCCUCGAUUCGAAUUUCAGAAUCCCGUUCUACAGGGAAUAUGCGCUGGCCAUGGGCGUCGCGAGCGUAUCUCGAGAAUCGUGCGAGAAUCUGCUCACGAAGGGUGGUAGCGACGGGGAGGGAAUGGGUCGGGCCAUCACCAUUGUCAUUGGUGGAGCUCGUGAAUCUCUCGAUGCCCUACCUCAUUCACUCCGUCUUGUACUGAGACGCCGCAAGGGUUUCGUCAAACUCGCUGUUCGCACGGGUGCUGAUCUUGUGCCCGUGCUAGCAUUCGGCGAGAACGAUCUUUACGAGCAAGUGCGCUCGGACCAUCAUCCCAUCAUCCACAAACUGCAAAUGCUGGUAAAGCAGACAAUGGGCUUUACGAUCCCCCUGUUCCAUGCUCGUGGUGUAUUCAACUACGAUGUUGGCCUAAUGCCAUACCGCCGCCCUUUGAACAUCGUUGUUGGUCGUCCAAUCCCGGUCGUUCAACAAAAGGACAGAAACAAGAUCGAUGACAACUACAUCGACCAACUUCAUACUGAAUAUGUGAAGGAGCUUGAGAGGUUGUGGGAACGGUGGAGGGACGAGUAUGCUAAGGAUAGAGUUUCGGAGCUUGAGAUUGUUGCGUGA
Aspergillus candidus is the source of this 1215-nucleotide messenger RNA. RefSeq names its product diacylglycerol acyltransferase type 2A. Lineage: Eukaryota; Fungi; Ascomycota; Eurotiomycetes; Eurotiales; Aspergillaceae. Gene Ontology annotation, molecular function: diacylglycerol O-acyltransferase activity. The record is from RefSeq and is a predicted model, not a curated record. Bases 1 to 1215 code for a protein of 404 amino acids. Gene Ontology annotation, cellular component: endoplasmic reticulum membrane. Gene Ontology annotation, biological process: triglyceride biosynthetic process. The transcript has 2 exons.